Messenger RNA from Manihot esculenta (cassava), 1785 nucleotides. RefSeq names its product probable serine/threonine-protein kinase PBL28. Gene Ontology annotation, molecular function: ATP binding; protein kinase activity. Gene Ontology annotation, biological process: protein phosphorylation. The record is from RefSeq and is a predicted model, not a curated record. NCBI's taxonomy places the organism in Eukaryota, Viridiplantae, Streptophyta, Magnoliopsida, Malpighiales, Euphorbiaceae. Bases 556 to 1722 code for a protein of 388 amino acids. The transcript is spliced from 6 exons.
AUUAGAGAAAGGAAUGAAAACAGCCUCUCAACGACCACUUCUCUAUCUCUCUUCAUAGAAAGUUGAAAACAGAAAUCAAAUGAAAAUGGAGGGAGAGGCUAGGACAGCUGCCGCAGAUUGCAUUUCGUUAUCAACCAAAACGUUCCCCACCACCUUUCCACUACAUCACCCAAAGGUAAGCAAGCAACACCAACUUCUUCUUUCAUUGCUUUUCCUUUUUCUUCAAGUACAUCUCUCCUCCCUCCCUCCCUCUACCUUACCUUGCUCAAUGCGUACUCAUGAGACCAUUCUCUUGAUAUCAACUCUUCUCUUUUUGCAUACUCUUAUUUUAUAAUAUUUUCUAUUUUCAUCAUAUUUUUUACUUUGGCAAGCACUCUCAGAGUUUACCCAAAUUUGCGCCCACUUCCAUCAAGGGAUCAGUGGCAUCAAGAUACAUCUCUUAUUCUUAACGUUUCCAUGAAACAUUCUCGUUAUCCAGUUUUCUAUUCCAGAUAAAACAGUUCAUUUAAAUCCUGAAAACAGCAAGUUAAUUAAUUCUACCAAAGAAAAGCCGGUAUGCCUUUUGGGUUGGUCUCUGCGUGGAACAAGCGCAGGAGAAGCAAGUCCCAAGAUCACACAGAUCCCUGUAUGUUCAUUGCUGCUUCAUGUUCUUUUAACCUAUUAGUAGUUUCAUGGUUUGAAUAUGUAUCUACCUUCUUUUCAGGGGUUUACAAACCUGUGGAGCUUUGGCAACUGGAGGAUCAAACUCCCCACACCACAAAAAGACACCAUGGAUCUUCAGUUUUCACACUCAAGGAAAUGGAGGAGGCAACUUGCUCUUUUAGUGAUGAACAAAUGCUUGGGAAAGGAGGAUUUGGUAGAGUUUACCGGGGCACUCUGCGCUCAGGAGAGGUUGUAGCAAUCAAGAAAAUGGAGUUGCCACCAUUUAAAGAAGCUGAAGGAGAACGAGAGUUUCGUGUGGAAGUUGAUAUAUUGAGCAGGCUCAACCACCCAAAUCUGGUAUCCUUGAUAGGAUAUUGUGCUGAUGGAAAGCACAGGUUUCUAGUGUAUGAAUAUCUGCAAAAUGGGAAUCUGCAAGAUCACUUAAAUGGAAUUGGGGAUGCGAAAAUGGAUUGGCCCUUGAGGCUGAAAGUGGCACUUGGAGCAGCAAGGGGACUGGCUUAUCUCCAUUCCAGUUCUGCAGUUGGGAUACCAAUAGUUCACAGAGAUUUUAAAUCCACGAAUGUUCUCCUAAAUGCCAAUUUUGAUGCCAAGAUUUCUGAUUUUGGGCUUGCUAAGUUGAUGCCAGAGGGCCAGGAGACAUAUGUAACAGCUAUGGUUCUGGGCACAUUUGGUUAUUUUGACCCAGAGUAUACAUCGACAGGGAAACUCACUUUACAAAGUGAUGUUUAUGCAUUUGGAGUGGUUCUUCUUGAGCUUUUGACAGGACGCAGAGCUGUAGACUUAAGCCAGGGGCCAACUGAUCAAAACCUUGUACUACAGGUUAGGCAUAUAUUGAAUGAUCGGAAGAAGUUACGCAAGGUGAUAGAUCCAGAGCUAAGUCGGAGUUUGUACACAAUGGAAUCUAUAGCCACGUUCGCAAACCUGGCAUCACGAUGUGUUCGUGUUGAGAGCAGUGAGAGGCCCUCCAUGAUUGAAUGUGUAAAGGAACUUCAAAUGAUAAUAUAUACAAAUUCAAAAGCCUUGGGCACAGCAUUGCAGACAUUCAAAAUGGUCAAAUAGCUCCUGAUAAAUUAUCAGCAGCCAGAAACUGUAUUACACCAUUAAUAAAUGCGCUUUAUUUUC